UAAUGUGGCAACUCUUAAUAAACACACCGAAUAAUACCAACUAUAAAUUAUAAUACAAAUGCAAGGAAAAUUGCAAAUAAAAAACAGUGCCACAACAUUAAUAUAUUUUAAUAAAAAGUGAUAGCUUAUACCAUCUUUGAAUUAACAAACACAUAACAAUUUAAUAUUAGCUCGAAAACGUCACAACAAUGAUGCAGAAGAGUAACAAAGUGAAUGUAUUGGAAGCAGACGAUGCUUCUGGUACUGUAUACAAAUUUCCCGGUGGCGAUCAAACUCGUAGCACCCAUCGACAAAAUGGUAACAAAUCAGCUGGUAGCUCUAGGAUAAGAAAAGGAUUGGCGCGACGGAAGAAACGACGUUCAGAAAGCGUUGAAGAGGAUGUGGCUGAGGAACAACACACAUUAAACAAUAAAAAAUUAUGUUUAAUUUGUGGAAAUAGUCAAGAAAUAGUAGAUUUAUCAGCUAAUCCGAUAAUGAAGAAGACAAUGGCCUCCUACUGUGAAGACGAUAGUGUGAAUUUGGAUGAUUGUUUAUCAUCACUCUGCAUCACUUGCGUAUUUAAAUCGAGAGCUGUACGAGAAGUACAGAACAAUAUCAAAGUGCGCUUGCAAAGCCUUGGAAAUGGGCAAAUUUUAAAAACGUCCCCCUGUCCUACCAAAAAAGAAGUGAAUUACGAUAGAGAAGAAUAUAACGGAGAUAUUGAUAUAGCAGCAAAUACGCUUAGAAAGGAAAGACAAAACCGUCUAAUUAAAACACGUACUAAUGGUGUACGUGAAUUUAUGCAAUCGUCUCCAGAGCCAAAAAGAACAAGUGAUACGAGUUCACGCCUGCCUACUGCUACACUUACGGCGUCCGUUGAAUCAACUGAAACAAAUAAUGCAACUUUUAAUCAUCUUCAAUACACAUCACUCAGUAAAUGCAUAGGUAUAAAUACUGUGCUCGAUAACUCAAUAGGCGAAGCAGACAAUAAAAAUGCACUACAAUUUACAGAAUAUAGAUUGACCGAAAUAACAGAUACGAAAUCAAUUCAACAACUGGAAGCGAAGAGAUCGGAAGUAAAUCCCACCGUACACAGUUCGCUCUUAUCCACAGAAAGAAUAGAAUUAUUGUCAUUAACAAAUGUGCCUGAAUUGCCAUCAUCGUGUUCAAAUUCAACCCAUUCACAUAUCGGUAUGAAUCAAUCAAUGUUACAGGUUAUACGUGAACGUUCUGAAUCAGUUUUAAUAACAGAAUCAGGUGGGAAAAUCAACAACUAUAAAAGUUCUUCACGUGCACAGCCACAAAGAGUUUGUCGAUAUUGUGGUAAUAAUUAUGUACGAAAAGAUCACUAUAAUAAACAUAUACGACGCUGUCGCAAUCAAUAUUCCCGGAGUUUACCAUCAUUGAGUGCCAAUGUUACGAAUAAUCUGGAGACAUCAGUGCCAAGUGCAAGUGCCAAACGCAGUCGAGUGAAUGGUGUAACCAAAUGUGCAAGCCCCACAACUGUUGAACCCUCGAAGCGCACGCGUCAGUUUCAUUGCACCGAAUGUCAAGCAACAAUGGAUAGUGUCACACUUUUGCGAGAGCACCGUGCAACGCAUCUGCGCGAAUACAAAUGCGAUAUGUGCUAUAAAAAAUUUAACACUUUGUAUGAACACGAUUUUCAUCGCAUUGUUUGUUUGGCCGAAAAAGAAGCUUGCCAAGAGCAAAAACUUGUUGGUGAGCACGGAGUAGAUACAGUGAAUGAUGACAAGAAAUCGGUGGUUAGGUCCGAACGUUCAGCCGCAAAAUCUACAAUUAGUCGUCGCGUGACACGUGCUCAAAGUCGAGUGCGAACCGAUGUCGUGGAAAAACCCACAGUAAGACGUCGUCUAACUGUUUUAACCAGCGUCUCACAAUAUGUGCACGAACACAGCAAUAGUGAAGAUAGUGAUAUGGAUGAUGAGGACGAUGAAGUUUCAGUUGCGGAUUCGAUGGAUUCGAGGCGUAGAGUAUACACUGGUGAUUGGCUAGAUAGACGGAAUGAUAGUGAGGUUUACGAACUGCCCGAUAUACAAAUUGAUAGUCGAAAAGAAUAUGAUCUUUACCUAUUGGAAAGACUGAAGGCGCAGAUCAAAGCACAAGAGUUUACAUGCUUAGCCGACGACUGUGAUUUCUUCACUGACACGCUAUUGAAUUUAAUGUUGCACGAUUAUGUACAUCAUUUUAAAAGCUCAUGGUUCUACUGUCCAAAAUGUGGCAGCGUCUUCACAAGCAAAGUGUUUUUGGAUUACCACUUGGACCGCCAGAAUGGAGGCAGAUUCAUUUGUUACAAGUGCAAUGAACAAUUUAUGUUUCAACAUCAGUUGGAUUUACAUCUAAUAUACCACUCAAAACAGUUGAAUCAUAUGUGUGAUAAAUGUAAAUGUGAAUUUCUAACGGAAGAGAAAUUGUUUCAGCAUAUGAAGCUGGAACACAGUAAUGAAACCGAAAAACAUGUAAUACGUAUACAAAGUAAGGCUACAUUCGCAUCAACGCGGCCGAACAACGAAAUCGAGUCCUUGAAUGGUGGACAACGUAAAAAGUACACCGUUAAAAUACUCAAUAUGCGGCUACCGUAUAUGCCUUCAAAACGUCCGUUAGAAUUACCGGGUCAUAAGCCAUACCGCCGUCGUAUUGGUGUUAUAGAAUUCGAAAAUGAGCGUAAUCCAAACUGUUGUAGUUGUAAAUAGUGCCGACACGCGUGGGAGCAAUGUUCAAUUGUUUUGCGUUUCUCCUGUGAUAUGUCAAUGGGAAAUCGACAAAACACGCGAGUACAUAAAAUAAACCAAAUAAAUUACGGUACAAAGAGUUUUCGUUGCACAACUAUUGUGUAACUUUCCUUUAUUUUCUUUCUGAACUUAUUUAUUAACAUAUUUGAAAUAAUUUCGCAGUAAUGUUUGCUAAAGUCAAUUUCAAAUUGAAUAUUGUUAUUUAUGUUAUUAAAGCAUAUAGUUAAAUUAUAAUUUUGUGCAAAUUCUUUUGGACUUGAAUUUCAGUGGUUUUAAAUCAAUUUAGCAAAUUUUUGUACAUUAAACAUAUUGACAGCGCGUGUGGUGUCAAUUCAACUUUACCACCAAAUUACUUAAUUUAUUGUGAAAAAUACUUCGACUUAUUUUAACUGAACUGUCGCAUGUGGUUAUUGGACCAAUAAGAGUUGAGAUCGAGUUCAAUAAGUCUGAAAUGUGCAACCUUAAUUUUCAAAGGUUACAUAUAUGUAAGUGUAUGUUUUCAAAUAAUUGUAGUUAAAUAAAGUUAGAGAUUAGUGUAUUUUAUGAAUAUGUAUAUAUAUAUAUACCAUCACUUAAUGUAGAAAAUUGAAAAAUUUAAACAAAUCCAGCUGUUAAUGUAAACCAAUAUUUUGUACUAUGUUGUAGUUGUUGUGUUCAUACUAUUUGCGAGAUUCGUGCAACCAGUGUCAUUAAAAGUAAAGAAAAAUAACUACGCUUUUCAUUAAAUAUAAUGAAAUUAUGAAUUUUAUAUUUAGGUUAUUUAAAAAAAGUGUGUAUAAUAAAUAUAUAUGUGAAUUAAAUCCUUCCUUCUAGUCUAUAUAAUUUUGUACUGUGAAGCGGUAAAAUUUAAUUACUUAUUACAAACGCUAACUAAUAUUAACACUUGAUCCCAGUAACUAUAAUUAACCAGACAGGGAAAUAUGAUAUGAUAUAUGAUGAGAUUACUACUGGAAAGUUAUAAUAUAUGGGCUCAAACGUCUUUGAUGGGUUUCAGAUCCGGCAGAUGCGUGCUUUUUCUGUACAAAUUGUUAAACGAUAUGACCUAUGCAUGCAUUUUAUGGUUCCCCAAUAAGCGAGCUACAUUAUUUGUGGAAAUAGAGUUACUACAAAACUCAGCGAACCAGUUUUUGACCUUUGGGGCAGAUUUGCCGUAAGGCUUAACAAACUAUUGGUUUGUGAAAGUGGAAUUUUUAUUAUCAGGGAAAAAAAUAAUAAAUUCGAAUUUUAAACAUAAUUAGUAGCUUCACCUUCAGAUCAAAUAUUGGAGUACAAAAUGUCACGAACCACUGAUAAUAUAUUCUAUAUACUGGCGCGUUAUAUACGUUCACAAAAUUGUAAAAACACUUUGAAUUUAUACAAAAUUUAAGCACGAAUUGAUGAAAAUCACUUUUCUCGCACAGUUGCACCCUGUUGCAAAUGUGCGAUUUUCUUACAUCUGGCAAUAUUGUGGUCGAACGCCAUAUUGAUGGUUUCCGUAAUUUCUCUACAAGAAUUUUCCGCAUUCUCAUUUUUUCACCGCCGGUGUUAGACGCAAAUUGAGUGUUUUUAAUAGAAGUGGGAAUUUAGCUCAUUGAAAAAAAGAAAUUUAUUAAGUAAAAUGGGCGUGCAAGUAGUACCAAUUUCUCCCGGUGAUG
Messenger RNA from Zeugodacus cucurbitae (melon fly), 4363 nucleotides. Its product is annotated as zinc finger protein 184. The record is from RefSeq and is a predicted model, not a curated record. The transcript has 5 exons. NCBI's taxonomy places the organism in Eukaryota, Metazoa, Arthropoda, Insecta, Diptera, Tephritidae. Bases 189 to 2690 code for a protein of 833 amino acids. Gene Ontology annotation, molecular function: RNA polymerase II transcription regulatory region sequence-specific DNA binding; DNA-binding transcription factor activity, RNA polymerase II-specific. Gene Ontology annotation, cellular component: nucleus. Gene Ontology annotation, biological process: regulation of transcription by RNA polymerase II.